This is a messenger RNA of Neocloeon triangulifer, 2338 nucleotides long. RefSeq names its product cyclin-dependent kinase 10 (gene Cdc10). Lineage: Eukaryota; Metazoa; Arthropoda; Insecta; Ephemeroptera; Baetidae. Gene Ontology annotation, biological process: protein phosphorylation; regulation of mitotic cell cycle. The record is from RefSeq and is a predicted model, not a curated record. Bases 160 to 1335 code for a protein of 391 amino acids. Gene Ontology annotation, molecular function: ATP binding; cyclin-dependent protein serine/threonine kinase activity. Gene Ontology annotation, cellular component: nucleus. The transcript has 8 exons.
UCUGGUUGGUGGUUGGAUUUUGACGGACGUAAACAAACACACAUUGAAUCGAAAUUAUUUAUUAUUUUUGAUAUUAAUGAUAUUAUUCAAGGCCUGUAGAUUCUGCUGAUUGAUAUUUCAUUCAUAAGUGUAGCCUGAAAAGCUGAGAGUAAAGGCGAAAUGUCUCGAGCGCUUAAAAAUGAAAACGGCCACAGUGUAAGACCUGAUCCUAGUGCUCCUGUGUCCAGGAAAGGUGUUCUCACUUCACUAAGAACAUCAAAACCGAUGCCCAUACCCGAGGAGGACACGUUCGGGAGGUGUCGAUUUGUCUCGGAAUUUGAGAAGUUAAAUCGUAUUGGAGAAGGAACGUAUGGCGUUGUUUAUCGAGCCAGAGACUCCAAAAAUGGCCAAAUUGUUGCCCUCAAAAAGGUUAGAAUGGAGAACGAGAAGGACGGAAUUCCAAUCAGUGGAUUGAGAGAAAUUUCAGUUUUAAAACACUGCAAGCAUGAAAAUAUCGUGGAAUUGAAAGAAGUUUUAGUCGGUCGCAGCCUCGAGAGCAUUUUCCUAUCUAUGGAAUAUUGUGAACAGGAUUUAGCCAGUUUGUUGGACAACAUGUCAAGCGCUUUUUCCGAGUCUCAGGUCAAAUGCAUCAUGCUGCAAGUCUUGAGGGGGAUGGAGUAUCUGCAUGGAAAUUACAUUAUCCACAGAGAUCUCAAAGUUUCCAACCUUCUUAUGACAGACAAGGGCAUAGUAAAAAUAGCUGACUUUGGCCUAGCUAGAUUUUUUGGACUGCCUUGGAAACCAAUGACCCCAACUGUAGUCACAUUGUGGUACCGUGCUCCUGAGCUCCUUUUGCAAUCUCCGGUGCAAACAACAGCUGUCGAUAUGUGGGCGGCUGGAUGCAUUUUGGGAGAACUUCUCAGCCACAAACCCCUCUUGCCAGGCAAGACUGAGAUUCAGCAACUUGACAUGAUCAUUGAAAUGCUGGGAACCCCCAGCGACAACAUCUGGCCCGAGUACUCGUCUCUCCCAGCCGUGCAAAGCUUCACCUUCAAACACCAGCCCUACAACAACCUGAAGCAAAAGUUUUCAACUCUUUCCGCAGCUGGCCUCAGGCUUUUAAACUUCCUCUUCAUGUACGACCCAAUGAAGAGAGCCACUGCUGAAGAGUGUUUGCAAAGCUCGUAUUUUAAGGACGCACCUCUACCUUGUUCUCCAUCCAUGAUGCCAACGUUCCCACAACACAGAAAUCUGAAAUCGCAGCCCAUUGACAAUACAAGUAACGAGGGCAGCAAUCAACUUUCGUCGAAUUUGUCAGAUUUGCUGGGAAACAUUACUAAAAGAAGAAGAGUGUAGUUUAAAAUAAUAAGCAUUGAAUUUUGUUUGUGUAAGGUUUUAAAUUGCUGACUAAAAAAGAAUGCGUAGAAAAUUAAGUUUAUUGCAAAGCUUUUUUAAUUUAAAUAUCUCCACAAGCGCACAUGGUAUUUCUUUUUCAGUGGUUGAAUAUUAUGAAUUUGCGUGCACGCGUCUUGAUGAUGCAGCAACAUCUCAUAUAAUUAUGUCAUAUUCAAAUACAUACAAUAAAUCCAAGCUGGUAAUCUAUCACAAAAGAGGGCGAGCUUGUUUAAAUUCCCCAGCACUAAAUCAUACAGCAAUAUUAAAUUUUGACCCUUUGCAAAUAUCUGACAACGUUCCGUAUUUAUUUACACUGCGUCUGAUCCUUGAAAUCAACUCAUCGGGAUAGAAAAUUAUAAUUUAGGUUACGUGAAAUUUGUAAAUAUAAUAAGGCAAAUGUUGCCGAAAGAACCAUCUUCAAUCAAUUUACGCUGCCCAUGACUCAAGUUCCUUCAAAUCAUCAUCCUCUUCAAUUUUGGCUUCUAAAAGAUAAUUCAAUCAAAAAUUAUUAUCCAGUAAAUUUAUAGAUGCCUUACUUGGUUUAACCCUCGGGGCAGCUGAAGGCUCUGCGACAGGCACGUUCGGGAGUUCCUCUGGGGCCGGCCCUGCAACUCCAAGCAGCUCUUUGUCGAGCUCUUCCUGUUCCAGCUCUUCGAGUUCCUUUUCCAACUCAUCCUUUUAAAUAAAGUUAUAAAAAUGCCCUCUAUUUUUAAUUUUUUUAAGACCUCAUCAAUGUCUUGUCCAAAGGCUACUGGGUUUGAAAUGGCGUCCGAAAUUUCUCUCGCAACGUCUUGUUGUUCGGCAAUGUCGUCCAUCAUAUCGUGGACUUGAUCAACAUCCCUAAAUGAACAAAGAGAUUAUUACUAAAUAAUUAGACAGAUGCCUUAAAUUUUACAUGUGUUGGUGAGCGUUCUUAAGAGCUUCAGCUGCAUUUUUCAUGGACUGCAAGACGGCUGUGUUGGUG